Molecule: messenger RNA, 1799 nt
Organism: Xiphophorus hellerii (green swordtail)
Lineage: Eukaryota; Metazoa; Chordata; Actinopteri; Cyprinodontiformes; Poeciliidae
Product: gastrula zinc finger protein XlCGF57.1-like
Exons: 2
Coding region: 4-1650 (548 amino acids)
Biological process (GO): regulation of transcription by RNA polymerase II
Cellular component (GO): nucleus
Molecular function (GO): DNA-binding transcription activator activity, RNA polymerase II-specific; RNA polymerase II cis-regulatory region sequence-specific DNA binding
Source: RefSeq, a predicted model, not a curated record
CUGAUGGAUUUUACCCGGAUACCGAGGAUCAUCUUACACCGGAUAGAUCUCCCACAAUGUUGCGUGUGUAAAGAGGAGGAGGUUCUCAAUGAAACAGAACCACAGAGGAACCAACUCAUCUCUCAUGGCUCUGCAGAAGCUGAGAACCAGGAUCAGGAAGGAAUCAAUUCUGAAGACCCAGGAAAAGAGAGAAAGGAAGAACAAAAACAAAAGGAGAAAUAUGAGAAAACCAAAGAGCAGAAAGGCAGAACUGACACUUCAAAACAAAAAAAGCACAAGAAAGCUCACGCAGGGCAAAAAUUAUAUUCUUGUAAAAUUUGUGAUAAAACCUUUUCUCAAAACAAUAUCUUGCUGAGACACAUAAGAAUUCACAAAGAUGAGCGGCCUUUUUCUUGUGGGACUUGUGGAAGAGGUUUCUCCCUAAAAACUAAUUUAAAUGUUCACAUGAGAAUUCACACAGGUGAGAAGCCUUUCUCUUGUGGGUCUUGUGGAAGAAGUUUCUCCCAAAAAGCCCAUUUAAAUGCUCAUAUGAAAGUUCACAAAGGUGAGAAGCCCUUCUCAUGUGGGACCUGUGGAAAGAGUUUCAGUGAAAGAGGGGCUUUAACUCGGCACAUGAGAAUUCACACAGGUGAGAAGCCCUUCUCAUGUGGGACCUGUGGAAAGAGUUACAGUGAAAGAGGGGCUUUAACUCGGCACAUGAGAAUUCACACAGGUGAGAAGCCCUUCUCAUGUGGGACCUGUGGAAAGAGUUACAGUGAAAGAGAGCCUUUAACUCGGCACAUGAGAAUUCACACAGGUGAGAAGCCUUUCUCUUGUGGGUCGUGUGGAAAACGUUUCUCUCAAAAAGGUGAUUUAAAUGUUCACAUGAGAAUUCACACAGGUGAGAAGCCUUUCUCUUGUGGGACUUGUGGAAAAAGUUUCUCACAAAAAGGACCUUUAUCUUAUCACCUGACAAUUCACACAGGUGAGAAGCCUUUCUAUUGUGGAAUCUGUGGAAAAAGUUUCUCUCAGAAAGGCCUUGUAAAUGCUCAUAUGAAACUUCACACAGGCGAGAAGCCCUUCUCAUGUGAGACCUGUGGAAAGAGUUACAGUGAACGAGGGACUUUAACUAAACACAUGAGAAUUCACACAGGUGAGAAGCCUUUCUCUUGUGGGACUUGUGGAAAAAGUUUCUCACAAAAAGGACAUUUAUCUUAUCACCUGAGAAUUCACACAGGUGAGAAGCCUUUCUCUUGUGGGACUUGUGGAAAAAGUUUCUCACAAAAAGGACAUUUAUCUUAUCACCUGAGAAUUCACACAGGUGAGAAGCCCUUCUCAUGUGAGACCUGUGGAAAGAGUUACAGUGAACGAGGGACUUUAACUAAACACAUGAGAAUUCACACAGGUGAGAAGCCUUUCUCUUGUGGGAUCUGUGGAAAAAGUUUCUCUCGGAAAGGCCAUGUAAAUGCUCAUAUGAAACUUCACACAGGCGAGAAGCCCUUCUCAUGUGAGACCUGUGGAAAGAGUUACAGUGAACGAGGGACUUUAACUCGACACAUGAGCAUUCACACAGGUGAGAAACCUUUCUCUUGUGGGAGCUGUGGAAAAAGUUACAGUAACACAAGUUAUUUAUCUCGUCACAUGAAGACUCACUCUGAUGAGAAGCCAUAGGUCCAAAACAGAUCCGAUCCAAUUUGGCAUCUAAUCUUAUGGAAAAUCUGGUCAGAUGAUGUAAACAGCAAGUUGAACAUAUUAAAGUCAACAGAUUCUUGCAGGCUGCUAGUGAUUCACUGUGAUUGUGUCUUUCACUGUCUGACCAA